ACAGCUGAUCAAACGUCAAUUGUCAAGAAAAUGGAGUUUUGUUACGCAUAGUAAAUUAUGAUAAAAAGUUCCAAUAUGAAGUCUAACACUAAAUCUUUUGUGACCUGCAUGGGUUAGAAUGGACCAUUCGACUCCAUUUCAACCUUGGGCCAGUGAUGAUAAUACAAAAAAUGUUAAAGCCGAUAGAGAAUUAGUGGAUGACGCGAAACUUCAUCGGGAAAAUGUCAAUCAUCCAAAACAUAGGCAAACUGCGUCUUACGAUAAAGAAAGUGUCGUUGCUCCAAUCGGUAUCCCGGGCCCAUCAACGAUUCCAGGCACUGAUAGUGCCCCGGGUGUCAAUAAAGAGUCCAUAAUGGACUCGAGCAAAAUAACUUCUAUGCAACAAAUCGUCGAGAAUACUCUCAGCCAAGAAGGUCGUCAAAGAGUAACCCAAUUGUUAGAAGCAGUAGAGGCUCUGAGUGGUGCUGAGAGACUUUUACUCUAUCUUCGUCUGCCAACAGGUGUUCCACCUCAUGAUCCUUUGAAACAACCAAUCAAUCCAUUAGGUUCACGAGCGGAACUACAACAAACUGUAACAUGGAUACAAACACACUUGGAAGUGGAUCCGGAUGUUUCUUUACCAAAGCAAGAUGUUUAUGAUGAAUAUAUAGCUCAUUGUAUGAGUAGCAACAUGAAGCCUUUGUCAACAGCUGAUUUUGGCAAGGUUAUGAAGCAAGUUUAUCCAAGUGUUCGUCCCCGUCGUCUGGGAACUCGAGGCAACUCGAGGUACUGUUACGCUGGUCUUCGUAAGAAAAUCAAGCUGGAAGUGCCACAGUUACCUGUAUUAGGAGAAUCAUCAAAAGAACCAACAGUUGCUCCUAGAGAAACUGAAAGAGUUGUUUGUGAAUGGGCUGAAAGCAAACUUGGUAUAAAAUUCGGAAGCAUAGGGGAACUGUCGCGCCACUUGGCGACAGCUGGCCAGCAGAGAGCGCCGCCCGGGCCCGCCAGCGCCUCCCCGCCGCCCUUGCCACAUGCCCCUGCAGAAGAACCCUCCGGGCGUCAAUUGAUAAAGCAGUUAAAGCGAAAAUUACAGACGCAGGGCACACCGGGUCGACCAAAGAAGAACAAAAGCCAAGAGAUCAGCGGAGAGUCUCCCCCGUCUACUUCAUACGUAAGUCAACAUGCUCCAGUCAAACACGAAAGCGAAAUGGUUUCUGAAGCGGGCUACGGAUACCAGCCUCCCUACAUGCCCGUGUACGACGUGCGGCCGCCCUUCCCGCCCUACGGCGCACCCCCGCGCGCGCACCCCCCGCACCCGCCGCACCCCCCGCACAUGGCGCCCUCGCCGCAUCCCAUGGCCGUACACGAGUAUCGACCAGACCCUUAUGUCUUCGAGCCGCCCUACGCUCCACGCGACCUCACCUUGCCCACCGACACCACGCAUAAUUUGCCCAUUAACCUAAGCAGCGACGCAUCACUAGAUCUAUCUACCGAACGUACUGAAUUACAACGACGUCGACCUCCGGAGCCUCCGCCGGCGCGUCUCCCGCUGCCCGGCAAGAAACUCAUCCUCGAGACGUACCAGAGCGAGACGCAGGCCGGCUCUCCCCGCUCCGCGCACUUGGACACGCGCGCCGCGCACCACGUCACCGAGGAGUUCCCCAGAACGGAAUACUUACCUAAAAAGAUGAGAGCCGCGGAAAUAAUGGGCGGCAAGCUGGCGGCCGCCAGGCAGGCCUUGUCUUCCGCCGAAACGUCCACGUCGUCGGUCAUCACCGAAACAGCUCGUUCCGAGGUCGGUUUUUUAGAGGAUCCAAAAAACUUAACGAGCCGGUCCAAAAGCACCGCCGCGGCGCUGGCUCGGGAGGAACAGGAGGCGGCGAGUCCGACGCGGUCGGUGAAAGCUCUGACGCCUAAGUGCGAACGCCCCAAACUACGCAAACCAUACUGUCGAACGAAGGCAUCUUCCCCCGAUAAAAUAGACUUACCCGAGCGAACGGCUACGCCCGACACCUGUUGCGGCCUGGUCGAGAUCAAUAUCAAAACUGGCAUGAUAUGCGAGGAGAAACAUUCUGAAAUUUUGAAUAGAGAACGAGUUAUUAGCAUAUGUAAUAUAGAUAAACAUGAUCUAGAUGAUUACCUUAACGAAGGCAACAGUCAAGAACACGAAGAGGAACUGUUGCAGUACUUCAACCACCGCGAGACGGAGCAAGAGGCACCGGCGCAAGCGAACACUAAUCUUAAUGCGCCGCCUUUUUUAGAAACAAGCCAAGACCCGCACGACGAACACAGCCAAGGAAAAAAUGAGAAGUUAUCACAGUUGCGAGAGUUAUUAGCUAAAAAUUUAAAAAGUCAAAAUGGGUCACAAAGCGUUGCAAUAAAUCAAGAUGUUCAUUUGCCGUUAGAAACGUCUCAGGAAAUGGCGGAUAAAUCAAAUGCAUCAGUAGCCGAAGGAGCCUUUAAACCUGUCUUAGGAGCAAACGUAGUGGAUUUGAUGAAUGGUUCAACUUUAUCAGACCCGGGAGAAAUAAGUAGUAAUAACAAACAUUGUAAUUCGAACUCGAAUGGUAAUGGUUCUUGUGUACCUUUACCAACUGACGCGCCGAAUCAAUUGAUAACAAACAUGUCCGGAGGAUCUCAUUUGUAUAACGGCAACUGCCAUGAACCGCAGAGUCCUACCACUAGAACGCAACAGUAUGAAUUUGUCCCUAUUUCGGAUGCGUGUCAUUCUCCUGGCAAUUUUCAUUGCAAAUCUCCGCUAGGAUUUAACGACAGAGGUCACAGUCCUACAAAGAUUAACAAAUCUGUUAUAAUGGGCGGGUCUCUUCAAACGUCGCCGAUCUCGCACAGUACUGCCGCCAGCCCAUUCGUAAGUCCUAGGAAUACUCCUGUGCCUAGAUCAAGACUUUGCUCUCGACCAACACCUAAAUUAAACGGCAGGAAAAGGCGAAAUCCAUUAUCUCUCGGCAUGAAUGAUUCGGGUUCUAAACAGUUUGCGGUGCCCAAUGACCAAAAGUUUAUGUCCAAAUCGACAGUUUGCAAUUCUAUCAAAUAUUGCCAGCCUAUGUCAGCCCCGCCAUCGCCUAAUAUAAUCACUCAGUAUAAAAAUCAAAUGCUUCAAAAUACUCCCUUUAUGCAGAACGGUACGAACCACGUGUGUUUAAAUUUUGUUCCCAACUCACUGUUUCGGGAAAAUAUAAACGGAGAUUUAGCCCAACCGUUAUCUGCCGAUCCGUUAUCACGGGAAGUAAGUCAAUUCUUUCAGGAGCCGGUGAGCUAUGGUAUGGGUCUCGACACUUCUUAUCGGUCUCAAUCAGUGCCCCUGAAGCCCGGAAUGAAUAACAUCAGCCUUUUGAGCUACAAUAAUACUCCAGUAGGCUCUGUUCCUCCCACACCGGUACCAAACGAGUUUAGUGAUUUCGGGUCGCUCGCCGAUACGUGUGACAUAUCAAAGGCCGGUCUGAAUUCAGAAACUUUAGACAAGAUUUAUGACGCGAUAGAUAGUAGUAACGAUGUACUUAACACUGGUGCCGCACCGAAUCUUUUGAAUUCCAACGAUGCUUUAACCAACGGUUGUGACUCUAUACCUGAACAACAAAUUCUAACCGAUGAACAAUUGAAUCCGUUUAUUCCAACGGGCAAUGAAUUGCUAGACAGAAAUAGUCAAUUCAAUCACUCCUUUGGUAACGAAGAUGCGGGAACGGAUAAUGUAGAUGAGUUUUUGAAAAGAACUAAUAGUAUAGAAUUAGAUCUAUCGGACCUCGUACCGGACAAAAGCAAGUACUACACGUCGCGGUCUGUGCCGAGCACGCCCUUGCCGUACAAGCGCACAGCGCCCAAUCUGCAGAUCGAUUCGCGACGCUCGCGGGAAUUGUUCUCAACGGACAAUUAUUCUAAUAUAUCGAACGGCAUAUCGUCAAAAUCCGUACCUUCAACUCCGCAACUCGCUGAAGAUAGAAGCGUGUUUAGUUACAGCAACAGAGAUUUUCUUAUCAAUGGUAAUUCCGUCGAAGUGUGCGGCUCAACUCAAAUACAAAGUAUGGUAGAUAAUGAUCAGGGUCUUACGUCGCCCUUAGAUAUGCUACGCGAAGAUAUACUAGCGCCGCUAACUUCGUCAGAUUUGUUGGCGGAUCUCGAUAAAAUGGAUGGAACUCCAUACGUCGACCUCUAGUAGACCGUUUUAAUAACCUUAUGUUUCAAUUUGUACAGAUAUCACUUAGUAAUGUAAUGGAUAUCUUUUCGAAGUACAAUAUUAUUUUUAUGCCUUCAGUGAAGGUCAACAUUUUAUUUGUACAUUUGUGUAUCAUAGCUUAAAAGUAAAAUAUGGAUCGCACACUCCCUGAUAUUCGAGUCAAUACAAUGCACCAUAUUAUUGUGAUAACUGAUUGCUAUAAAAUUGUCGAUAUCUCCAUUCAACAUACUAUACCAUGUUGCCAUAGACAUUUUACAUAUUGUGACUUUUGUGUCUUAUUUCAUUCAAUUUCUUCGUCAAUUUUAUGUAUUUUUAAAUGUUAUAUACGAUAGAAUUUGUGUUAAAAUAAAUUGAUAUGUACUUCAUGACAAUAUGACAUCGAAAUUUUGAUAUGUACUUUAUAUAUAGGGUGAUGCAAUCAAUUUUAAUUGUCUAUACAUAAGUAAGGUAUUCCAUGAAGUGGAUAUAGCUGAAGCUAUAUUGCACGUGACAGACCAACCCGGCGUGCCAAGCGCGCCAAUAAUCGUAAUCGGUUUUUAAAGUAAAGAUAGUAUAUAGUUUAUUAUAAAUGAAUUUAUUGUAAGUUAGCACAAAGAUUUAAUAUAUUUUAUUAUCGCAUAGGAGUUUUACUCUUAUAUACUAAAUUUACAAUUGCUACAUUUAAUGUGGUAUGAAUUUUUAAAUGUGCCGUUAUAAUGGUUGCAGUGAGCUUAUCGAUUGACGAUGGAAUCCAUUUGUUACGAAUUAAAUUUUAGAUUCCAAUGCCAGGCCGACCUACGACCAUAUGUUUUUAUCUCAAAACUGAAGCCAUUAUAAUGAAAUCCAGAGAAUUUGAAAAUAAAAUAAAAAUGAUGUCCCAAACUUGUCAAGUUAAUACUAUAUCUUAUAUCAAUGUCCCAAUUUAUGUGUUAAAUACAAAUUGUCGAUCGCACAUUUGUGAUUAAUUUGUCUUGGUGAUAAAAGAAUAACAGACGAAAAAAUUUAAAUUUUUAAAUAACAACGAUACGCGAUGAUGAUAAUCUUGUGGAUCGGCUUUUAGAGAGGGACCACUCCGAUAAUUUCGAUUUCGUAUUGCGCCAUCUCUGUCACACACGUCAUGCUUUGUGCGACAGAGACAAUGCUCUACAAAAUCUAAAGUAGCGGGUUGUCUUUACAAAUAACGAUAUGCAAUUUUAUGGUUGCGUUUAUGUCGUGAAAUAUUCGAGAUCAAUCUGCGUUAAAGAAAAUUAAAUGUAUGCAAAUAGAUCAUUAUUGAAUAAUGAAUGUUAGGUAAUUAUCAUAGAACUAAAACAUGUUGCUUGUAUCAAAAUAUAUUUUUAAAUGUGUCAGUGCUCAUAAACUACACAAUAGUACACAUUAGGAUAAUUGAUAAACUGAAUAAAAAGUCAUCGGUACAGUGCAGACCAAAAGGAGAUAUCAAAAACAUAACAUUGUCCAUAGAAUUAGGUGGUUUAAGUUCUUUAGAGAUUUUAUAAGAAUAUAGUUGAUAUGACCAAUAUUUUAUCUUAUUACAAUACCAAUUUAAUUACAAUAACCUGCGAGAUUUCGACUAAUUAGUACGAAUCCUAACGAUCCACGUGUACACUUUCAUUUGCUCUCCCUGUUUUUUUAUUAAAGGCUGGAAACAAAGUCUGCUAUUUUUUAUCUGGUUUUUGCAACCCAAUUGUUACUUGAGAUGUCUUAUGCCUCCUCAUACACAAACUUUUUUCCAAUGUUCCCGUCCGGCACAAGCAUGUGUUAGUGGUCAAUUGGUGUCCAGUUAUUAAGUGUGUCAGACAGUUCCCUCCCAAAUAAUCCUCUGUAUUGUCACAAAAUAACCGCUAAUAGAGUAUAAUAAUGUUUUUAAAUAGAAUUUAUAUUUUAAUCCACACUUUAUAAUUGAUUAAUGUAAUUUCAUUAAUAUAAAUUCUGUCGGAUUUUACCAAUUAUUUAUUGUUUAUAAAAUGCAAUUUAUUACAUUAGUUUUCUGCAAAUUUGUAUCCGGUAUUCUCUAGCACCUUGGGACCAAAAUAUAUCUGUCAAAUUCAGUUUUUAUUUUUUGGUCCCAGGCUUCUUUUUUUAAUAUUAGUAUGAUAAUAUUGUAUUUUAUUAAUUCUUAGAUUUAAUACUAAUUUCUAUCUGAUUUUUAUAUGUUAUUUUUCGAAACAACAAUUCAUUUCGACUGGAACGUGGCUAGAUAUUUGAAUACGGUAAUACCUUUAAAACGGUAAAGCCCGCUAUGCACCUAUAGUUUUAACUGGACCGUUUUAGUAUUGUACAGUUAAAACUUACUCGUGUAGGAAAAACUGAAAACUGUAAAGUUUCACUGACAGUUAAAAAUUUUCCGACACACUUGAGUUGUAUCUGUACAUUCAGACUGUUCAGUUGAAACUGAAUGUGUUUAACGGAUUUUAUAUGAGUUGUAAGCACUAGUACAAAACACAUUGACUUGACAGGGAUAUUGCAUACAUUUAAGUGAAACCGAAGACUGUUGUAAACUUUGUAGAUAUUUUCACCGCGUAAUGAAUUUUGAAAAUAUAUCGGUCAAGCGGCGGUACGCAGUCGAUCCGUAAAGCGAUACGUUUAUUGCGAUUUGGUGCAACCAACCAAAACAUUUGUACCUAAUUAUUGUAAAUGUACAUUGUUAUAGUUGUUAGUGUAAAUAUAUAUUUUUUUGUAUUCCACAUUAUAUCAUGAAUGUCAUCGUAACAUCCGUCAUACGUCUAAUUUUGUACAAUUAAGUAUAAUACUACAAAAUAUAUUAUUAAUUGGCUGGAAAAACAUUACACGCAAAUAAAACUAGGCCUAAAAUUUCAUGUAACAUUAUCCAUUUACUUGUUUUUACAUCACCAAUAAAAAAAAUAGAUCGCUAGUUCAACUGAUUUCUCAUAACCUAUUGUCUUUAAUCUCAUCUGUGUAAUAAACAAUCGCACACACAACUUUUACGUGUGUUUCGCAACGUAAUAAUAAAUAUUCAACGUAAUAAUUUCAAAUCACUUAAGUUUAGCAAUGCAUGCUUUCGUCUUUAAAUGUUCUUCGUGUGAAUAUUUUAUAGUUAAUAGGAAGAAAUUGUAGAUGUUUCUUGUUCGAUGUGAUGACUAAUUAGAUCAGUGAGAAAAUUACACAUGUAACGUAUUUCAGUUUAUUUUAAAAAAUCGUAUCAAAGAACCUAAAUACUCUUAUUCAUUUAGCGGAUGCGGUCAGAAAAUCGUUGUUAUGCAAUUUUUUGCGACAAUGUCCGCUAAUGUGUAGGGCCCUUUAUUCUUCAAACAUACCCUGUGGUUUUUUACAUUUUUUUUAUAUAGUUCUUUUUCAAAGCAAUGCUUUCCUUAUUGUGCAUUAUUGAAUAUAAUUCUAUUUACUGUUCAAACUAAACAGUAAAAAUAUUUUUAAUAUAGUGUUUAUAUUUUUGUUUUUAAUUUGAAUAUGCCGUGUCUCAAAGAUAUCGGUUUGUAUGUAAAAUAGCCAUAUUAUGUAUCAUUAAAACCAGUACUUUGUUAUUGUCUUUGUUGUAUAAACUAUUAUUUGUAAGUGAAUUUUAUUGUUACGAUGCCUGGUAUCAAUGGAUUUAGUAUAUAGAUGUUUUUAAACAGGACUAGCUAGGUAAUAUUUAACUUGAAAAAGUGACUCAAGUUUUCGUCUAAUUUUAUACCGACUUGUCCCGACAUUGACUAUUAUCAAAGACAGAUUAGAUAUGUUUUGAUUUAUAGCUGAUAUUUGAAUAUAAUUAUCAGUCAUAUGAUGGAGAUUUACAAAAA
This is a messenger RNA of Papilio polytes (common Mormon), 7908 nucleotides long. RefSeq lists its product as uncharacterized. Gene Ontology annotation, molecular function: DNA-binding transcription factor activity, RNA polymerase II-specific; RNA polymerase II cis-regulatory region sequence-specific DNA binding. Lineage: Eukaryota; Metazoa; Arthropoda; Insecta; Lepidoptera; Papilionidae. Gene Ontology annotation, biological process: regulation of transcription by RNA polymerase II. The record is from RefSeq and is a predicted model, not a curated record. Bases 119 to 4150 code for a protein of 1343 amino acids. The transcript is spliced from 9 exons.